AUGGCCUGGGAGAGGCUGGAGGAGGCCGUUGAGGCUCAAAAAGGCCAUGGCUGGGCUGGUCCAUUGUGCGCCGUCGAAGCUCCUGAAGGCGAGGAACUGCUGCUCAUGGUGGGCGGCUCAGCGCCCUCGAAGCGAAAGAGGUCGACCGACUUCGAGGACCUCCCGGGAGACGACGUGCCCAUGGAGCUUUGGUCUCGGCCCCUGCGAGGCGGUACCCAGCCGCCUUGGGUGCGCUCAGUCUUGGCCUUUCCACCGAAGCCCCGCGGGGGUGCCAGCCUCACCACGCUGAGCUCGGGGCGGCUGUUGCUCUUUGGUGGGCGAAGCUUGGGCAGGUGUCUCUCGGAUGUGCACAUUCUGCAGCUCGAAGUCCAGAAGGAUCACAGGAAACCGGACAGCGAGGCGGACUCCGACAGCGAGGCCGAAGCGAUCUUCUUUGCCUCUGAUUAUCGAGCUGCCUGCCGUUCGGGCAAGCAUGCUGCAGCACAGCCCAAACCCCUUCAGGAGCUCGUGAGGGCCUCACCCGGUGAGGACGAGGACGAGGACGGAACGGAGGAAGACUCGGGCUCGGAGGAACCUGAGAGGUUGAAGGCCGGUACGCAACGAGCGAUGCCUUGCAGCACCCAAGACGUUCUGGCUCUGGCCACACAGGUGACGAUGACCCGACGAGGCGACGCGGAGGCCGAAAACCGCACCUUCCCCAAGCAGGGCGCCGAAGCCGCUUCCUCCCGCGGUGUGGAUGCUCGAUGGCGGCAGCCGCAAGCCCUCGAAGAGCACACGCCGCCCAGGCCGCGGGCAAACCACACAGCGGUGUUGCAGGUGCCCCUGGUCUGUGGCGAGACACCUGCGGUGCUCGUGUAUGGCGGCCUUGGUGAUGGUGGGCUCCCACUGGGGGACACCUUUCAGCUCCGGAUCCUGGAAACGGAGGAUCACUCCUUAGAGUUUGUUUGGAGCUGCUUGGACACCGGAGGCAAGGAGCAUUGCGAGACAGCACCCUGGGAACAACAAAGCGCACCGAGGCCUCGCUUAUGCCACUCCGCCGUUUUUUGGCCUGGCAGCCAGCGGAGCAUGGUCAUUUUUGGUGGCCUUGGCAUGGGGUUGGAAGGCGAACCGAAAGCACAAGGAGAUUGUUGGAUGUACAUGGUGGGCCAACGCAAUGCCAAGGCCGCCACGGGCGCCACGGGCUGGAAGCGUCCGACCACCAGCGGCGGUGCUCCUGCGAAGCGCUAUGGGCAUGGAGCAUGCUUGGCCAACGAUGCCAUGGUGAUUUGUGGCGGAAUGGAUGACACGGGAGAGUUGGCUGAUUGCUGGCUCUUGCAGUUCUCCGAGAUGCGCUGGGAGCAGCUGGAGAGCCCCAUGCCUCGAGCGCCUCGAGAGCUGGGACGCUGUGAACUGCUCUGGUCCUCCUUUACCCAAGCGGCCUUGCUUUGGAGUUGCCAUGGAGCGGCCUUGCUUCGCACCACAGGCCCUGCGCCGAUCCCUCGCGGAGAGCGGCAGCACGAGCAGCGCGAGCGCUGGCGGUCGAAGGAGCCAGAGCGGUCCUUGCCCCCGGUGCGCGCUGGGCCCUGGAAGGCCUGUCCUCCGGAUGCCGAUGCCUACCAGUCCUGGCCGCAGCAGACACCACGGAAGGCCGAAAAGGAGAAACUGCCGCGCCCGGUUGCCUCCGCCGUGGGCAGCGCGCGCCGCCCGAGCGCUGGGCCCCGCGCGGCGCCGGCCGAGCUGGCACCGGUGAAGCCUCCGCGCGCGAAGCGCUCCGUGUCGCGGAUCAGCUGA
Molecule: messenger RNA, 1770 nt
Organism: Durusdinium trenchii
Lineage: Eukaryota; Dinophyceae; Suessiales; Symbiodiniaceae
Source: the annotation of a GenBank genome assembly